This is a messenger RNA of Cuscuta campestris, 1505 nucleotides long. The record is from the annotation of a GenBank genome assembly. NCBI's taxonomy places the organism in Eukaryota, Viridiplantae, Streptophyta, Magnoliopsida, Solanales, Convolvulaceae.
CCAAAACAUUUGUUUCCAAACAAGUCCGAUAUUUACUCCUAAAGUCCUACCGUGCAUAAAUAAUGGACUGGAUUUCACCUCCACUUUUAUUUUGAAGUUCAAAUUCAACAAAAGGAGAAGAAAAAAAAGCCCCAAAACUGACUUGAUAAUUAUGGAAAAAUAUUUGCCAUCAUCCGACUGCGGGACCCGCUGGCAGAAUUUCCCACUUCAAUCCCGCAAUUUCCUCCCCGGAACCGCCACUUCCGACGCCAGCAAUGCGCGAUCUGUUCGGGGUUUCGGGCUGAAUCGCUGAGUUCGGGUGAGUUGACUCGCUGAGUCGGACGGAGGAAAGAUGAUGCACGAAGCGGUGGAGAGCAGCACCGUGCACGGCGUCGGAGGAUUCUCGCAGUUGCAGAGCUGCGGGGAGAGCAGCGAGGAGGAGCUGUCGGUGUUGCCACGCCACACCAAGGUGGUCGUCACCGGAAACAACCGCACGAAGUCCGUGCUUGUGGGGCUUCAGGGCGUCGUCAAGAAAGCCGUCGGUCUAGGAGGCUGGCAUUGGCUGGUGCUUACCAAUGGAAUAGAGGUAAAGCUGCAAAGAAAUGCACUUAGUGUGCUUGAAGCUCCAACGGGCAAUGAGGAUGAUGAUGAGCUUGAGUUUGAAAAUUUUCAGUGGAAUGGUUCAGAUCUGGCUUCGGAUGACACUCAAAAGUCGCAUAGAUCAAGGCAUCGGAUGCAUAAGUUAUCAGGAUCAGCUCACAAGUCGAUGAGCCGUACCCUCUCAUUUGAUAUACAGUCCAAAGGAUCAUUUUCGACUUCUAGGAGAUCCACGAAGGUGGACUUGAGCAAGCUUGAAAUGACUACCCUAUGGAGAUACCAGCAACACUUCAAUCUUGUGGAUGUCAGGCCCAACCCAUCAAAGGAACAAUUAAUUGAUGUCGUCCAGAAGCAUUUUAUGUCUCAGCAAAUGGAUGAAAUGCAAGUGAUUGUGGGAUUUGUGAAGGCAGCCAAGCGGUUGAAGACCAUUUGCAGAUAAAAACGGAAGACAAUGAAUGGAAAAGCUCAAGCAAAGACAGUGUAAUAUUCCAUUCUAACACUAACAAGAGAGUUUCAGAGACAUUUGCUUAAUAUUCUAUGGGUAUUAGUAUAUAUAUUUAUAUACACUAAAUGGCGACAGUUCCUCUCCUUCCUAAUCUGCUUUGGGAGCGGUUGUAAGUUAUAACUUUAGGUUUAGCAGAGAGGAACUUUGAUGGGCUUGUAGUGACAUUAUAGUAGUAGUAGAAGAAGAUGAUGAUAUUAUGUAGAUAUAACAUUUGAGUCUGAACAAGAAAGAACGGAAGAGGGCAGAAUGGGGGUAUAUAUAUAUAUAUAGGAAGCGAAUCGCAACGACUUCCAAAGCCUUGAUCUGAUGAAACUAUGUAUCAUCACCUGCGGUUUGGAAGCGGCGUGGUGGGUUCAAUUCAGAUGUGUAUAAAAUCAUUCCAUCUUCAAUUUUCUCUAUGAAAUCUUGUGGAUUGUCAAGGUAA